CGUGAUCGUCAAUCUUCUUCACAACUGAAAAUCAUGGUUCUCCAUUCGCCCAAAGCAAAUCAACAAACAACAAGAUGCAUUCUCGAUUCAAAUUUCUCACAAGAACCCUAACGAACUCCAAUCUCCUCACCUCAAUCUCAUCUCGCACCUUCUCUUCUCAAAUCCAGCAUCCGCAAACCCUAACGGAGCUUCGCCACCGUCUCGCCACCGAAUCGCCGUCGUUGAACGACUUCAUCCGCCUCUCAUCCGACCAAGAGUAUUCCGUUGAGGUCGGAACCAAGAAGAAGCCGUUGCCGAAGCCUAAAUGGAUGAAGGAAUCGAUUCCUGGCGGUGACAAGUAUACGCAUAUUAAGAAGAAGUUGAGAGAAUUGAAACUUCAUACGGUUUGUGAGGAAGCUAAGUGCCCCAACUUGGGGGAGUGUUGGUCUGGUGGUGAAACUGGUACUGCUACUGCUACUAUUAUGAUUCUUGGUGAUACUUGUACCAGAGGUUGCAGAUUCUGCAAUGUGAAGACUUCACGCACCCCACCACCUCCUGACCCAAAUGAACCUUCAAAUGUUGCUGAAGCAAUUGCUUCUUGGGGUUUGGAUUAUGUGGUAAUUACUAGUGUUGACCGUGAUGAUUUAUCUGAUCAAGGAAGUGGUCAUUUUGCUGAAACGGUUCAGAAGUUGAAGACACUGAAACCUACUAUGCUCAUAGAAGCCUUGGUUCCUGAUUUUCGAGGAGAUGCUUCGUGUGUAGAGAAAGUUGCAAAGUCUGGAUUGGAUGUGUUUGCUCACAACAUUGAAACAGUUGAAGAGCUUCAGAGUUCAGUAAGAGAUCACCGUGCUAAUUUUAAGCAAUCUUUGGAUGUUUUAAUAAAGGCGAAAGAGUAUGCGCCAGCUGGCACACUUACAAAAACAUCUAUUAUGUUGGGUUGUGGGGAAACUCCAGAUCAAGUAGUGAGCACAAUGGAGAAAGUGAGGGCAGCAGGUGUUGACGUGAUGACAUUUGGCCAGUAUAUGCGGCCUUCUAAGCGCCACAUGCCAGUUUCUGAGUACAUAACACCUCAAGCAUUUGAGAAAUACCGAUUACUGGGCAUCGAAAUGGGAUUCCGAUACGUGGCAUCUGGUCCUAUGGUGAGGUCUUCGUACAAAGCGGGAGAGUUUUACAUCAAAUCCAUGAUAGAAAAAGAUCGUGCUGCAUCUGCGUAACAAUUUCAUUCCAGUAAUCAUAACAUGUAUGAUCUCUUGUGUGAUUUAUUAAAAAUUUAAAUCCUGAUGAAUGUUGAGAAGGGAAAAUGUAACUGGUCAAAAGAUCUUGCUUCUCAACGUCAAACCUUUCCAUUGUUAUUGGUAAUUCACACUGCUGCUAUUUUGUUUACCUCAUUCAUUGUAAUUAUAAUUAUGUUCAUCAUAGUGGUGAUUUAAACUUGAUUAUGAUUUUGUUAUAAAAAAGAUUUAAUCGGUUUUCAUCA
Molecule: messenger RNA, 1456 nt
Organism: Helianthus annuus (common sunflower)
Lineage: Eukaryota; Viridiplantae; Streptophyta; Magnoliopsida; Asterales; Asteraceae
Product: lipoyl synthase, mitochondrial
Exons: 4
Coding region: 75-1193 (372 amino acids)
Biological process (GO): lipoate biosynthetic process
Cellular component (GO): mitochondrion
Molecular function (GO): 4 iron, 4 sulfur cluster binding; lipoate synthase activity
Source: RefSeq, a predicted model, not a curated record